UCUUAUCUAUAUAAGGUAUAAACCCAUACCACACGUUCUCACUCCAAUUAACAUCUAAAUAAACAAUAUUCCCAUCGUGAGAAAGGAAAAAAAAAAUACAUGGCCGAGCCAGUCCCUUCAAAGUUCCAAGGAACAUCUCCGGUAGAUUUUCCUAUCGUCGAUCUAAGUAACCCAAACGAAGACUUAGUGGCACGUGCGGUGGUGAAAGCCAGCGAGACAUGGGGGAUGUUCCAGGUGGUUAACCACGGGAUCCCCACCGAGCUGAUGCGGCGGUUGAAGGAACUGGGGACCGAGUUCUUCGAGCUGCCUGAGAAGGAGAAAGAAGCCGUAGCGAGGCCAGCUGAUUCAACGGACUUAGAAGGAUACACAACGGAUUACAAGAAAGAUGGAGAAGGUAGAAAAACAUGGGCUGAUCAUCUCUUUCACAGGAUCUGGCCACCGUCAAGAAUCAACUACAGAUUCUGGCCUAAGAACUCUCCAGAUUACAGGGAGGUGAAUGAGGAGUAUGCAAAGGAGAUAAAGAAGCUAUCUGAGAAAAUCAUGGGAUGGUUAUCAGAAGGACUAGGAUUACAUCGUGAUGCAUUGAAGGAAGGUCUUGGUGGAGAAAAGGUGGAGUAUCUAAUGAAAAUCAUCUUCUAUCCGCCGUGUCCAAAACUUGAGUUGCUCUACGGAGCUCCUCAUCACACAGAUCUCAAUGGAAUCACGUUCUUGAUCGCUGAUGAGGUAGAUGGACUUCAAGCAUUUCAGGACAACAAGUGGGUCGACGUCAAGUAUGAUGACUCAGGGAUCGUCGUCAUCAUCGCCGAUCAAAUCAAGAGGAUGAGCAAUGGGAGGUAUAAGAGUGGAGAGCAUAGAGCGACGAUAGAUACGGUGAGGACGAGACUCUCGUGGCCGGUGUUCGCGGAACCGAACCUUGAUCACGUGGUCGGACCUUUGCCUGAGCUAGUUAUUGAUGAUGCUCCUAAGUUCAAGCCUUAUGUCUACAGAGAGUACAAGUUUCUUAAGAUGAACAAGCUUCCUCUCGAGUGAUACAUCUCAUCAUCCGAAAACAGAGGAGAGACGAUGAUCAUGAACUAAUGUUUCAGUUAAUUAAUGUUGAAGUUUCAAUUAAUAAUUAUGAGUUUACUCUAUGCUUUGUAUAAAUAAAUGUUGAAGCACCUGUCCAUGUGAGAAAUAAUAUUAUUAUUUUUGCGUAAACAAACUAAAAAGCAGAAAUAAUAUUUGUUUUUUUUUGUCA
Molecule: messenger RNA, 1237 nt
Organism: Brassica oleracea var. oleracea
Lineage: Eukaryota; Viridiplantae; Streptophyta; Magnoliopsida; Brassicales; Brassicaceae
Product: flavonol synthase 3-like
Exons: 3
Coding region: 100-1029 (309 amino acids)
Source: RefSeq, a predicted model, not a curated record